Chelmon rostratus (copperband butterflyfish) is the source of this 2703-nucleotide messenger RNA. RefSeq names its product cell division cycle 14B (gene cdc14b). The record is from RefSeq and is a predicted model, not a curated record. NCBI's taxonomy places the organism in Eukaryota, Metazoa, Chordata, Actinopteri, Chaetodontiformes, Chaetodontidae. Gene Ontology annotation, cellular component: spindle pole; nucleolus; centrosome. Gene Ontology annotation, molecular function: protein tyrosine/serine/threonine phosphatase activity; protein serine/threonine phosphatase activity. Bases 175 to 1812 code for a protein of 545 amino acids. The transcript is spliced from 14 exons. Gene Ontology annotation, biological process: positive regulation of cytokinesis; microtubule cytoskeleton organization; protein dephosphorylation.
UGCACCUCAGUUGACACAUAUACAACACACAUACGCAGAUACCGACCAUCGGCAGCGCAGGGGCAAGACAUGCCAUAAAAACACAGCCACAGAGCGGGGACAAGCCGCCGCACUGCGAAGCGGAGCUCUGCUGCGGCCGCUCAGGAAUGUCCACCGCGCAGCCCUGACGAGAAAAUGAAGCGCAAGAGCGAGAGGAGAAGAGCCGAGUCCAGGAAAAAGCGCUGUGCAGCUCACAACAGCUCAGAGGCGGCGCCAAACUCAGAUGUUUACAUUGAGAUAACAGAUCAACUGUAUUUCGCCAUCCUGAAGCAAAAGAUCAAGAGCACAGCCGAACAACACUGUUUCUGCAUAGAUGAAGAGCUUGCAUAUGAAAACUUCUAUGCGGACUUUGGUCCCCUUAACCUGGCCAUGUUUUAUCGCUUCUGUUGCAAGCUGACAAAGAAGCUCAAGUCCAUUACACUCUCAAGGAAGAAGAUUAUAUUUUAUACCUGUGGAGAUCAAAAGAAACAAGUCAAUGCUGCCUACCUAAUUGGAUCAUAUGCAGUAAUGCAUCUAAACAUGAUGCCAGAGGAGGCCUACAGUCUGCUAGUGUCAAGAAAUUCAACAUAUAUUCCAUUCAGAGAUGCUUCAUUUGGAACCUGCAUGUACAAUCUGAACAUCUUAGAUUGCCUUCGUGCCGUUCACAAGGCUCUGCAGUACGGCUGGCUCAACUUCUCUAACUUUGAUGUGGAGGAAUAUGAGCACUAUGAGAGAGCAGAAAACGGUGACUUAAACUGGAUAAUCCCAGGAAAGUUCCUUGCAUUCAGCGGGCCCCAUCCAAAAAGCAAAAUAGAGAAUGGGUACCCUUUGCAUGCUCCUGAGGCCUACAUCCCAUACUUCAGGAAUCAUAACAUCACCGCUAUCGUCCGACUCAACAAGAAGAUGUAUGAUGCCAGGCGUUUCACAGAAUCCGGCUUUGAGCAUCACGAUCUAUUCUUUGUGGAUGGGAGUACACCUAACGACUCCAUCGUCAGGAAGUUCCUUAACAUUUGUGAGAAUGCAGAAGGAGCCAUUGCUGUCCAUUGCAAAGCUGGUCUGGGGAGGACUGGCACUCUGAUCGGUUGCUAUAUGAUGAAACAUUACCGCCUGACUGCUGCAGAGGCCAUUGCCUGGAUACGCAUCUGCCGACCAGGGUCCAUUAUUGGACCUCAGCAGAACUUUGUUGAAGAGAAGCAGAACAAUCUGUGGGCAGAGGGAGAUGUUUUCCGGGAGAAGUUGCUAAAUGAACGAGAGAAUGGCAAGAUGGCUGUGACCAGGAUCCUGUCUGGGGUGGACGAUAUAACCAUUAACGGGAGCAACAAGAACAGGACAUCCAACAAAGACGAAAUGGAGCUGUAUAAUGAUGAAGAGGAGAGAAAUGGUCUCACGCAGGGAGAUAAACUGCGCGCCCUGAAGAGCAAGAGGCAGGCGAGAUCGUCCUCAGGUUCUCUAUCGCAAGAAGAGAAUAAGAUUCACACCAGGUCAUCAUCACAGUCCCUAAGCACGGUCAUCCUGCAGGCCAGUGUUCAGGGCUGUAAGACCAGUGUUAACCCUUUGGCUAUGUCUGACCACUCAGACAGCAGGAAGAGGACCAGAACCUCACUGCCUGGUUCUGUAGGAGGACGACACACUGUCUCCAGAGGACGUAAAGCUCGCAGUUCUUUGCAAUCAAUUCGAUUUUCCAGGCUAUGGUAUCUAUCUUCCUCCUCACUUCCUGUGCUACAUUCACUGUAUUUUAUAUUAUCUAAUGGCAUUUUUGGAAUUAUCUGUAAUGAACAAUUCUUACAGACGUGAGUGAUGUGUGUACAUAAACAAUGAUUGCAUGAAUGAACAAAUGUUGACAGAUUAAUAUUGCAAUGUAAAUCCAUGAAAUCUGCCCUCUAUUAACAUUGACUUUGUUUUUGUUUUCUUUAGUCACUCCAUUCCCAAAGCUAGAGCUCCUCUACUUCGGUGAGCCUGUGGAUCUGGAAAUCCUGAAAAGUUUUACAUGAAAUCCAACUUCUACACAACUGUACUACUCAUUCAAUGGAUUUUUAAGUUUCAGAAAAAGGUUGGAACAAACUUUAAUGUGAUGUGACAUGUAAAUCAUUUAUACUAGAUUGUUUGAUUACAAGUUAUUUUACCUGUAAGGCACUUUGGUUUUUAUACUUUUAACACCGCAUCAUGAAACACACUGACUUUUAAUCAUCGUCUGGUUCCUCCUUACCUGAAGCAUGCAGUAGCAAAUAUCAGAUUAGAUCCGCAGCUAUCAGACUGGCAUGUGAAUGUGACUCCAAGCACUGUGCAGCAGAUAUACUGGUUUUAUUAGAUGGUUCUGUUUGAAAAAUUUGCAUAUGGAUUUGGCCAGGAGGUCGGAAUAAAAACCUGCUCUCGGAUGUUAGCCGAGUCUCUAUUGGCAAGCAGUCCAUACAAUACCGUGCAUAUUUGUACCGCCAUUCUCAAUAUCUGGCUUGUCUCGUCAGUUAUGUGUGAAGCUUUUCUGCUACUGUGUUUCAAGACUGUAAAUAUGUCAACAUUUAUAUACUCAGUUUGUAUUUUUUAAAUAUUUUGUACUAUGUUUGAAUCAUGCUAGGUAAUAAGUCAGUGGUCCUGACGGGGCCUUGUCUAACUCAUGUUCAUAAUCCACUGAAGACAUUUGCUUGAAGCACAUAGAAGCAGACUUUUUAAAUAAAUGUACUCCAAGUA